Messenger RNA from Zerene cesonia (dogface butterfly), 6264 nucleotides. It is a transcript of the gene Girdin, whose product is annotated as protein Daple. NCBI's taxonomy places the organism in Eukaryota, Metazoa, Arthropoda, Insecta, Lepidoptera, Pieridae. The transcript is spliced from 7 exons. Gene Ontology annotation, molecular function: dynein light intermediate chain binding; microtubule binding. The coding region runs from base 251 to 4357 and encodes 1368 amino acids. The record is from RefSeq and is a predicted model, not a curated record. Gene Ontology annotation, biological process: cytoplasmic microtubule organization; cytoskeleton-dependent intracellular transport. Gene Ontology annotation, cellular component: cytoplasm; centrosome.
CUGUGUUCAGUGCUUGUUUGAAAAAAAAAUGCUCUGUACUAAUUGUCAAACGCAACUGUCUAUUGAGUGAUAGUGACAUCUCAAAUUGUGUUACGGUGUUUGCACAUAUCACCACGGGAGACUUUGUAUUUAGUUGUUGCAGAUGUUUAACAAAUGUAGACAUUUCGUGAGGUAUAACUAUUUUUUUGGUGCAAUGGUUAUUGAAGUGGAUAAAAGUAAACAACACAGUGUAUUAUAACGCCUGGCGAGAAUGGCUGCCUCCGGUAGCGAGAUCGAAGAUUUCUUGAGUGGACCACUAGUUUCGUGGUUGAAGUCAUGCCUUGGAAAUCUAGAAACAAAUUUAGAAUACUCAUCACUAUUCAAUGGUGACAUUUUACAUCAAGUUUAUUUACAAAUAGACCCAGAACCAUCAUUUCAUAUAACAAAACUUGCUGGACUAGAGGAUCAAGCUUUAAUAUUAGGACGAGUAAAAAACUUUGAUGCCAUUGUGAAAAAUGUCAAGAAUUUAUAUGAUGAAGAAUUGGGAAUGACUUUACUGGUAGUACCAGAAUGUAUUUGCUUAGGAAAGGCACCAGAAUCGAGAGAUGGUUUGGAAAACAUGAAGCUUUUAAUACUAUUGUUACUUGGUGCAGCUGUUCAAUGCCCUAACAAAGAGAUAUUCAUCACAAGAAUAAAAGAGCUUGAUGUUGAUCUUCAGCAUAAUAUUGUAGAAUGCAUAAGACAGGUUACUGACAUGCAAACUGUAGUGCUAACUCCCGAUGCCAUUGAUCUCUUUCAAUCACCAACUAUGUUCAAUCAUAUGCGUCGUUUGGCUAAAGAACGAGAUCAUUAUUUACAAAAUUGGGCAACACUUGUUCUUAAUGAAGGUCUUUGUGAGAAUGAGAAUGAAAAUAAAAAUAGCAAGAGCAGAUCAACACAAAAUGUCAAUCAAACAAAUGGUGAAAGUCAGCAUUUAGCUGUAGAAUUAGCCGACUGGAAGGCUAGGUUACGAAAGCAACGGCAAGAACUAGAAGAAAAAUCUGAACAACUAUCAGAAUGCAGGGAAGAUCUUGAGCAUACAAAACUUGUUCUUACAAAAUUGCGAGCCGACAGCCAGGAGUGGUUCAAUGAAGCAAGAAAAGCAGCAGGAUAUAGGGAUGAAGUGGAUGCUUUAAGGGAAAAGGCUGAACGAUGUGACAGGCUUGAACAAGAAAUUCAACGUUAUCGCGAUAGACUAGCCGAUGCAGAAUAUUAUAAAACUCGAGUAUCUGAAUUACGAGAAGAUAAUAAAGCCUUAUUGGAAACCAGAGACGCAUUGGAGGAACAACUUCAAAGAGCACGUAAAAGAGCAGAACAAUGCUUAACAUUAGAGGCAGCUAUGAUAAAGUUGAAAAGAGAAGCAAAUGACAUUGCACUGGAAAGAGAUGCUGAUCAACAAAAAAUACAAGAGUUAAUAGAAGAGAAUAAUCAUUUACAAUAUAUAACAAGGUCUGUGUUGAAUGAGAGUAAUAAUAGUAAUUUAGACACAGACAAUGAAUGUGAGAGUACCUUGGAAUCAGGCGAAAAUAGUUUAUCAGAACAAUUGACUAGUAAUGCCCAAGCACGAGCUUUAAAGUUGGAAUUAGAAAAUAAGCGUCUUUUAUCAAAAAUAGAUAACUUACGCGAACAAUCAUUGCUUGAAAGCAGUGACAAAGUUUUAGAACUAGAAAAAGAAAAGAAGAGACUGACUUUAAAAUGUGACCAGUUACAAGAAAACUGUAAUAGGCUGAAGCAACAAAACACAGAGUUAGAAGAAGUUUUUAAGAAUGCAUUAGAAGAAAAUAGAAAAUUGCAAGAUUCAUUGGAUAAACAAAAGGCUUUUAUUGAUCGUCAAGCCAUUGAUAGAGAAUCAGAAAAAAAUAAACUUCAAGAAUUCGAAAAGCAUUUGGAGUCACUUACCAAAGAUAAGCAAAGAAUUCAAAUGUUAUGUGAUUCUAUACAGCGGAGAGCAGAUGAUUUAGAAAAGUCUUUAGAUGCUAGAACAAAAGAAUUAAAUAUUCUUAAACCAGAAGCCGACAAAGUGACGCGGCUCAUUAUUCAGACUGAAGAACUCAAAACAAAACUGACAUACAGUGAAAAGGAGACUCAUAAUUUACAAAGAGAGGUUAAUAAACUGCGUGAAUCUGUGGAAGAAAAAGAUGUCACUCUAGAUACGGUCACAACGGAGAUUGAACUUAAAAAUAAAGAAAUUGAGCGGCUCACACGACAGUUAGAGAAUAGUCAUGUUAUUAGUGGUAGGCUGCAAGAUUUAGAGCAAAAAACCCAAGAGUUAAAGUCGCAAAAGAAAGUUGAUUCUGAAACAAUACAAACUCUACAAAAAGAUUUAAUCUUAGAAAAAGUAAAUUUUGACAAAUUAAGAAAUUGCAUGGAGAAACUAGGUGUUAACACAGCUGACAUAAUUUCGAAGGAAUUAAACGUCGAAGAUUUACUCGAGAAAAUUAUUUUAAAUACAGACAAUGAAACAUUGAUAACGGAAAUUGCUGCUAAGGCGAAUUUAACUAAACUCGUACCUUGCGAUUGUGAUCAUAAGAUGAAACAAGAACAAGAUGAAGUUGUUUACAAUCCCCAAUUAGAUCAACUAACCGCAGAUUUAGCAGCAGUACAGGCAUCCUUAGAAAACUGUCAAGAAGAAAAUGCUAAACUGCAAGUGAAUAUUGCUACCCUUAAUUCACAAAAUGGAUCACUUAUAUCACAGCAAAUGACCUUGCAAUUAGCAAAUAGUCAAUUAGCCGCUGAAAAAGAAGAAGUUAUAAAACAAUUAGAAGUCCUCAAAGAUAAACAAGAUAACCUCCUAAGGGAUCAAGUUGCAUUGCAAACUAUUCAUGAGCAAUUAAAUAUGGAAUAUGAAAUGUUGCUUAGCGAGAAAGAACCAGUUAAAGCUGCUAUUAAAGACUUAAAACUUGAGAAUAGGGACCUCAAAGAGAAAAUUACAGCAUAUGAGAAGAAAAUAACUGAUUUUGAAUUAGAAAAAGAAAACUUUAAAUUAGAAUCCAGAAACUUAAUAAAUUUAAGAGCUGAACAUUCAAAGCUUAAGGAAGAUUUUAGAAACCUAUUUACAGCGAGCGACAGACUAAAAAAUGAAUAUAGACAUAUGCAAGAAGAGUAUCGAAAUUUGCGCACUGAAGUAUCACAGUUAAAGCUAAGAAACACCGAAAUGUCUGGCGAAAUGAAUACCAAAUCUGAAGUUAUUACAAGUAUGGAGUUGGAAAUUAGUAAAACAAAUCAGCACUGUGAAAUGUUAAUUCAAAUGAACAAGAGUUUGGAUGCUGAUAGACGCUCAUUAAUGGAUCAUGUUUCCCAACUUCUUACCCAAUAUCACGAACUUCUAGCUCACUCUUUAAAAGAUAAACAACAUUAUCAUGAGGAAGAGAAAAUGUUUGCAGAUAAAGUAAAUGCACUUUGUAGGCAAAAGGAAAAAUUGGAGGAAAAAAUUAUGGAACAUUAUAAAAAGCUGGAUAAUUGCACUCCAAAACGACGAGGUUUUGGAGCUUCUUUUGUGAAAAAGGUGCGUAAGGCUGGAACAGACCUCAUUAACAAAGUACCUUCUAGAAACCACAAGAGGAUAGAAGACGCAAGUCGUUCCAAAUCACAAUUAACAUUAGCUGGUUCCGAAUCUGGUGAAUCCGAUCCUGGACAAGAAUUAGAAAAAAUUUCAAAAAAUUCUGAUCCAGACCAGGGCUCCUCUAAUCCAAGUGUAGAAUCACCGCGCAAUAGUAUAGAAUCCAGUUUUAACAGACGCUUAGAUGAUACUUUUUCAAAAAAAUCUGAGAGUAUUGAUAUGUCUGGCUCAUUCCACAGUUUGGAACCAACGAGAAUAGUUAAUGAAAGUAAUUUUGUUAGAAGACUUUCAGCAGCUUCCAUUCACAGCGGUGGCGGUGGUGGAGAUGAUGCUUUGAUAAGGGCUUCCUUACGAAGGAGACCGCAUAAAAUACAAACAUCACAUCGCAACAGCUUUCAAGGUUUAGAUGGAGAUGCAGGUUUACCAGCAGCAUCUACGCCGUCGCCAGUUUUUGGUGCAGCCGGUACUCGAAGAACAGUCUAUUUGGCUGAUGAUAAUCCGGAUGUUGCUUUAAACUCAAAACCUCAAAGCACUCCUAUAAAAGAAAAUCCCACAUACCUGGUGUAUAACAGAAUAUCUACAGUGAUAGGUGAUGGGGCAUGCCAAAGUAACCAUGACAGACCCAAUGACCAUCAACCAUUGAAUGAACCCACCAGACCUGAUGAUACUCUACAAGAAUGUGACGAUCAGAGACAUACAGACAGAAGAAAUGUAAGUCGAAGUGAAAAGCAAGAAAACUCAAAGGAAACUGCCAUUUGGUAUGAAUAUGGUUGCGUAUAAAUUUGUGUGAUUGUAUGAGACUGAAUGGAUGCCUUGCAUUUUGAAAAUGCGUUUGUUAUGAAUUUGUGUGAUUGUAAUAUUGAUAGUAUUUAUACACUUUUAUUAUAAUUGGACAUAAUAUUAUUAGGUUAUCUUCCAACGACAAUUGAUAAGAAGGAGACAGUAUUAAUGAAGCAUUUAUCUCAAUAAAUAAAGCAAAAUGUUAAUGAUAAAAUUACACUUUUUGCUUCGAGGCUUAAUAGAUUAGAAUUAAAAUUUGUAUUCAAGUAUAUUCAAAAGUAAAUUUGUGAUAAUUUUUUAACCUUUAUUAAUUUAACCUUGCCAGUGACAAAUACAGUUUAGUGUUUAAGUUCUUUUACAGAGAUAGUAUGUACUGAUUUUUUAUUAUUAUUUAGUUUCUUGUGUUAUUAAUAUAUAAUUAAUAAUACAUUACUUACUAUUUACUGUCCUAAUUGAAGGUUGAGUUCAAUAGUGUAUAUUAAAUAAAAUAUUUGUUCUACAUUGUGAUAUUCAUAUGUACUGAUAUUUUUGUUUAAGUAAAAGCAAGAUACAAACCCAGUUUAUACUCGUUAAUUUAAAAUGCUUUUAAUUAUUUUAAAACAUAUUCUUGGUGUAACACACAAAUAUCGAAUAUAAUUUGACUCCCGCCUACUAUAUUCUUAUUACCUACAUGAAUAUUCUUCUAUAUUUUUAAGAAAUAACUUCAUAAUACAAACAAAUGAUAUUAUUCUCUAAUGCAUUUAUUUUAUGAAAUAUUUUAAGUUCUAUAUUUUGUCAUUUAUUCUCUAAACACUAGUAGUAAGUACAAAACAAUAGUAUAAUAAAAACAUUUGAACUCGUCACGAUUUUAUGUAAUGUUAUUUUAAUGAAUUAAUUUUUUUUUUCAUUAUAUUAGAAUGUACAAAGAUUGACAUAAAAUAAUUAUCUUAGGUUAUAUUAAUAAAUCACAUAUAUCUACUAUCCAAUUAUAGUUUUUUUUUUCUUUCAAAAUUGAUAGUAAUGUUUCUGGAAUAUAAAUACAUGUGUCUGUUUGCAUCAAGGACCUAGUUACUUUAAUGGGGAAAUUUAUGAAGUUACAAUCGAUAUAACUAUAAGCUCAGAAUAGUAACAAAUAGAAAGUAGCGUACACGCAAAAAACUGAGGUGGACUAGGAUAAUGGCUUUUAAACAAAGCCAUAUAGGGCUAGUACGACCAACCAUGCCGUCGCCCGUCAGUACUCAAUUGUAUGGAAAAAUUUUGUUUUUACCAAAAAUUGUAUGCAUGCCGGCGAUCGUAAGUACGUAUACGGUAUAACGUAAUGCUCUUGCGUACAUAUAAAUCUGUUUAACCCCACUAGCUAAAGCGUUUGUAUAAAGAUCUAGGCGUAAAUAAUUUAAAACAAUAAGUUAGAAUUGUGGAAACUACUUCUUCCAAAUCUUGCUUGUUUUAUUUGUUCCUCAUUAGAGUACCUGCUGUCCUACCUAAGCUGUAGGGUAUGUAGUAUACCUAUACCAGAUGGUAAUUUUCAUAUCUUUUAAGCACCUAUAGACACUCGGUCUCUACUGUAAUUUGAACAUUUCACGAGUUUUCGAAAAUAUAACAUGUGCCUUGUGGUUUUAAUACGUAUGACGCUCAAAAUAUUUUGUUUUUUAUUAUAUUGUGUUGUAUAAACGAUAAUAUUAAUCUUAAUUUGUUGAAAUUAUAAUAAUUAAGAUAUUUAGUUGGUUCUUCAGUAUGGUGCAUGCUUAAUACAUAAGUGAAAUAUAAUUAACAAUUUUAACAAGCUAUCUGUUGUAUGUAACAUAAUAAAAUAUCAUCCAAUAAAUGACAGUGUCGUAAAAUAAAUAAUUACUUAAUCUGUACUUAAUAAUUGUCUCUCACCGAAUUUACUUAUUAUAGCACUCUAUUAUAAAAUAAAAGCAAUUAAA